GUGCUCCGCAGCCUGUUUGGUUUGAGACUUCAACAAGGAAAAGGCUACAAAUAAGCUGGCUUUGACUCUCUGUCAUGAUAGGACUGUAAUCCAAAGUUGCAAAAGGACUUUCAAAGAAUCUUGGACUCUCUUAUAUCUGGCCUCCCCAUCCCGUUGUGAUCAGAGCACAUGGAACUCAUUCAAGAGUUGGAGGACUUGAAUGUGGGGCUGUUGAUGCUGUGCAAUCCUUGCUGAAAAUCCUUAGAGGUUGAAUUCUCCAGCUGCUUUUAUAUGGGAGUUGGGAAUUUUGGGGCACUGUAGAAGGGCAAUGAAGUGAACUCUCACCCACUCAGAGGUUACAGAAGCACAGACAGUUGAACCUAACUCAGAUACAUGCAAUUCCCCUUCACAAUAAGAGGAUACCCUGCUUGUUGACCCAUUUCCUAGCCUGGGAAGAAAGGAGCUCCAUGGAGCCUGACGGCGCGAGGCUGAAGGUCUCAUCUGCAUCUACCAGCUGAUACUCCAGGGGAAAGAGGCACUUUGGAGAGAUGAGCCCAGCAGAUAUACCCCACCUCAGCUGAAGAGAACAAACUGUCAAUUAUUAAAAAGUGCCUUUGUGAAGUCACUUUUAUGAGAGAGGAUUGCGACGCCUGAAUGUGUUUUCAAAAUAUUAUCUCUGCCAGCUAGACAUCGCCCUGACCUUAUAUGUCACAGAAGAAACCUCAACUGUCUUGGUUUGCCAAUUAGUUGAUGUGAAACUGGCUUCCAUAUUAAAAAAGCUGAAGAAAGAAUUACUGCCAGGACGUGAAUAAGCUGACUGCAUUGCUUUUCCUGUGUAAUCAAUACCAGCAAGCGGCCUGCAAAGAAUUAAUAUUAUAUCGAGGAGUGCCAUUGCACUGAAGUAACUUUAUUUAAAACGGUUGUGUCAGUGAUCCGAUCAAGAGACUCAGAUAUUUUACAGCCAGAGAUGCUACUGAGCAUGAUUUUUUUGCAGCCAAAAGUCUACAAGUGGGACAUAUUGAUUGAUGAGUGAUUGCUUGCUGAUAAAUUGUGUUUGCUCAUUCUGCUUUGUGUGUAUUGGGCUCCAUUAAGCAAUUUAUUACUUCAUUUCCAAUAGAAAAAAAGCACAGAGCUUCUCUCAACUAUAGUUUUUGGAUUUGUUGUAGAUUGCCUUGGCAUAAUUCACUUAAUAGUUAUUCACAAAACCUAAAUCAGUUUUUCAUCAUGGCUUUGAAUGUUACUCCUGUAAGAGAUACAAAAUGGCUGACAUUAGAAGUGUGCCGACAAUUUCAGAGAGGAACUUGUUCGCGUUCUGAUGAGGAAUGCAAAUUUGCACAUCCCCCCAAAAGUUGCCAGAUUGAAAAUGGAAGAGUUAUUGCCUGCUUUGAUUCCCUAAAGGGUCGUUGUACAAGAGAGAACUGCAAGUAUCUUCAUCCACCAACACAUUUAAAAACUCAACUAGAAAUUAAUGGCAGGAACAACUUAAUCCAACAGAAAACUGCAGCAGCAAUGCUUGCCCAGCAGAUGCAGUUCAUGUUUCCAGGAUCACCAAUUCAGCCAAUGCCCACAUUUCCAGUAGGACCAGCAAUAGGAACGAACACAGCUAUUAGCUUUGCUCCUUACUUAACACCUGUAACCCCUGGAGUUGGGUUAGUUCCGACUGAAAUCCUACCCACACCGCCUGUUAUUGUUCCUGGAAGUCCCCCUGUCACAGUUCCUGGUUCGACUGCUACUCAGAAACUCUUGAGGACUGAUAAACUGGAGGUGUGCAGGGAGUUCCAGCGAGGAAACUGCGCGCGGGGAGAGACCGACUGUCGCUUUGCACAUCCUGCAGAUAGCACAAUGAUUGAUACAAAUGACAACACUGUAACCGUUUGUAUGGAUUACAUAAAGGGGCGUUGCAUGAGGGAGAAAUGCAAAUAUUUUCACCCUCCUGCACAUUUGCAGGCCAAAAUCAAAGCUGCUCAACAUCAAGCCAACCAGGCUGCAGUGGCAGCUCAAGCAGCUGCUGCAGCUGCUACAGUGAUGGCCUUUCCUCCUGGCGUUCUUCACCCUUUACCAAAGAGACAAGCACUUGAAAAAAGUAAUGGUGCCAGUGCCAUUUUUAAUCCCAGUGUCUUGCACUAUCAACAGGCUCUUGCCAAUGCACAGCUGCAACAACAUGCAGCGUUUAUCCCAACAGAUAAUCCUGAAAUAAUCAGCAGGGAUGGAAUGGAAUGUCAAGAGACCUCAUUGAGAAUGGCAAAACAUUGUUAUUGUACAUACUAUCCUGUCUCCUCCUCUCUAGAAUUGCCACAAACUGCAUGCUAAGUAAACAUUUUGUUCUUAUGGACAGAUCAGAAAUUCUAAAAAGCUAGUGCUGCUGUAUUAUAUAUGAAUAUUACAUAUGGUAUGCUUAAUAUAUUCCAGCCUAAAAUAGUUAACUACCUGAUACCAGCUGUGAUGUUUCAAGACAUAAAGGGUAACAUUUUACUUUUAAAGAUUUUUAUAAACACAGUUUAAUUCAUAGGAAUAUUUAUUAUCUCCAUUACUAUAGCUAAUGCAAAUGGCCCCAUUAAUUUAGUGUUAUAAGAUUCACAAUUUUAUGAAUCUUUCAAGUUUAGCAAUAAUCAAUUUACGUUGACUAAAAUAUAUCCCAGUUCCAGGUUUGAUUUUUAACCCUAAUUAUUGUUAUUGUAACGGAGCAGAAAAACCAGAAGUCCUGUGUUUACUACCCUAGUCUGAUGACUCCAGUACGAAGAAAGGAAGUGAAACAAAACCCAGGACCCUGCUCAUCACCCUGUAAAUCUAAAAAUGUAAUAGUAAAUCCAACGUAAAGCACAAAUUUUUUAGCUAGACAUAAGCUGAUAUUUGACUUGUAUAGAGAAGCUGCAUUGAAUCAUGGGACAGCAGAAAAAAAUUAAAACUUUGCACGGUAUGAACUUCAUACCCCCAAACAACAGAGUCUUAAAUAUUAUUUUACGAGUAUAUUUAUAAUGUUUUUAAAAGAGACUUUGCAGAAGUGCCUAAAUUUUGCCACAUCAGACUUGAAGGAAGUGAGGCUGAUGCCAAUAAUCUAAUCCACAAUAAGUGAGUAAUCUUUUAAACUCUCAGUCAGGUUACCUAAAAGAACCAAGUUGCUGCUGGGGUAACUUCUAUCAAGAGCAACAACAACAAAAAGGCUGCAGAUGAGGAGAUUUGUAAGAUAUCCUAAUUUAACUAAAAUUGAGUUCAGUCACUGAAAACCUGAUAAGUGACUUUAAUCUAGAUUAUUAACUAAACAUUAAAAAUGUAGGGAGAGUUUCAGUUUAAUAAAUCAUUGCUGUUCUUGCAUUUUUUAAAAAUUGAAUUAAAGGGUUGUAACCGGAUUACAGCAUGGAGAGAAAAAAAACUAGUUAUUUUAACCUUUUUCUUUAAAAACAUAUUUUAUGUCACAGAAAUAUGAAGAUAUCUUUAAUACAACUAUAUACAUAUUAUAUAUAUACAUACAUACAUAUAUAUGGAUGAAACAGAUUUUAAUGUUUACUUUUUUAAAUACAUUGUUGAUUUACAAGGUAAUUAUAUAUGUACAAUUAAAAUUUCAUUUAGGUUUGGUUUAAGAUUUGUUUCCAGCACUACUGUACCAAAUAUUUCAUAUUUUACAUUUUGUAUGUUGCACAUUUCACAAGUACGUAGUUUUAAAAUUAUUGUUUAAAAAUGAAAACAGCUGUUAUAAGUGAAUAUUAUGUAUAAUUGUUGGCAACAUCAGUUUUCUGUGUGGACAUAGUUAGUGAUUGCAGUAUUUUAACUUAACCUUUUCAAAAUGAUUGUAAACUAUUUUAAACGUUGGCAGCACUGCCUUUUCUGAAAGGCACUAGAGGCACUAACGGUAUGAUUAGUUGUGUAGGAAAUUAUUUUCUGUUCUAAAUUUUGUUUGUCAAAUGUCUAAUUACUAUCUAUUUAUAGUAAAGCUGUAGAUCUGAUCACUCGAAAGAAAAAAAAUCACAAUCUGAUUGUAAAAUUAACAUAGUGGUUGUAAUGUUGCAUUUGUUUUAUUUUGUGGAAAAAAAUGUAUCUUAACUCCUGUUACUUUAGCAGUUAAGGUAUCAUCAUUAUGUACUAUUGAAACACUAAUAUUUGUAGACUUUCUCAGUCAUUAUUACUAGGUAGUUGACAUUGCAACUUGCCUAUAUCUGUCGAAGUUGUUUUUAUUUGUUUUUAAUAAUAGUUCAUUUAGACAUUUUGGUAGCUUAUUGUACAAGACUAAAUGGUAAAUUAUCCCGAUUGUUUAAAUAUUUUAUGUAGAGGACUGUUUAAAACAUUGUUUUGUGCAAACUUUUUAUGUUUCAUGAUGAUUAUUCUAUAGUUUUUUACAGUUACUUCAGUACUACUAUUUUUUGCCCAUUCAUGACAUUCAGACAAACCUACAAAACAAAAGAGAAAAUGUAUUUUUAAUAUGAGAUCCAUGUUCCAACUUUAUAACUUUGUGAUAUUCCUAAAAACUGUACAAGUACAGAUCUGUGCUAACAUAAGGAGGCAAUUGCACAGAUGUGCAAAUAAGUGUUCAACAGAUUCUGCAUUUUAUUUAUUAACAAAUAAUUUUUAGAACAAUUACAAAUUUGGGAAGAUCUAAAACUAUUUUUCUGUAUAAAUAUCAUUUGCCAAAACUUUUUUUAUAUGUUUUAAAAAGAAACUAUGAUGAUGAGUAAACCUUAAAUGCUUUAUUUAAUUUUAAUAAAUAAAUAAACUCCCCAGAAAGAACCAUGAGAUGGGCCAACAUCGAAAUAGUAAAUACUAGAGCUGAGACAUGAUUUCAAGUUACUUGAGAUGUCUCAGUAUUUAUUUUCUAUAAAUGAAACAGCACUUCACCAAAAUACCUUAUCAUUUGCCUCUUUCAUACAAAAUGUAAUUGACUGCACUUAUACUGAAUAUUUCAAUAACAGUUAAAGAAAGCCCUUCUUUCCUGCCUUUUACGGUAACCAUUAGCAAUCUGUUAAAUAUCUAUUAUAUUUUUGUUGUAACAUUAAGUUCAUUCACCCAAUGUGCAACCGCUCAAAUAAAAAGAAGCAUUUUAAAAUGA
Gopherus evgoodei (Goodes thornscrub tortoise) is the source of this 5017-nucleotide messenger RNA. RefSeq names its product muscleblind like splicing regulator 2 (gene MBNL2). Gene Ontology annotation, molecular function: metal ion binding. The record is from RefSeq and is a predicted model, not a curated record. The transcript is spliced from 9 exons. NCBI's taxonomy places the organism in Eukaryota, Metazoa, Chordata, Testudines, Testudinidae. Bases 1204 to 2289 code for a protein of 361 amino acids.